Molecule: messenger RNA, 2485 nt
Organism: Effrenium voratum
Lineage: Eukaryota; Dinophyceae; Suessiales; Symbiodiniaceae
Source: the annotation of a GenBank genome assembly
GCACAACUCACUGCCUUUGUAUCGUAGCCAAAAGCGUAUCAUGGCGGCAGAUGAUGAUGGCAAGGCGGCCUUCGCCCGGUUUCUGGAUGCCAGCUGGGAGAUUUUCCGCCGCCAGAUGAUUGAGGUCUACUCGGAAACGAGAUCUUCAAGCCUAGCGUUGCCGAAGAAUGUGAGCGCACUGGAAGCCGAGAUCCAGGAGCUCAGGGCUAAGGUGAAAAAGGGCGGAGAAAGCAUGGAAUCCGAGAAGCCAUUAGUGGUGAAUGCAAGCGCUCCUGCACCGCUCUUCACCACAUGGGAGAGGAUGGCACCGGACACCAAGCUGGUGAUUGAUUCAUCACAGAAUUCAGAUCCAGUGCUGCAUAGCAUGUCGGAUGUUGCCCAGGACACUUUACGGUCUCAGAGCGACAGCGAGAAAGUCGACGAAGACGGCAGCGUGGUGACGAAGCACAAGUCCGAGUUUUCGAGCUUUGAGGCGAACAAAAACCUGAAGAAUGGCCGAAUCUCAGGGGCUUCUGAGCAGGAGCAAGAGGAGAGCUUUGCCGGCCCGCAGAUUGCCCUGCAGGAUCCGCAGACGAACGCAGUUCGUCACCGGCUGCGGCUGAGACUGGGCGCUGUGUCUUUGAAGAAGCUGAUUAGCGGAAAGAAUUUGCACGACGCCAUUGAAGCCCUUGGCCUGACCACCUACACGGAGGAGCAUGUGAAUGAUUUGGUCAACCAGCUGGCUGACUACAUCGACCUGAAAUUCGUCACCAAGGACAAAGAUGGUGACUACCACAGGAGCAACUCCCCAGGGAUCAACAAGUCGUUUUGGGAGAACGAGCGCAACCUGGGGCGCCCAGUGUGGAACUGGCCCAGGGACGCCGAGUUCACCCGUUCUGCCAGUCGGGAGAUCAACACCUCAGAUCUCCCAGCCAGAAGCAGCUUCAAUGUGGUCCCAUUGCAGGCGCUCAUGGACCUCUUCCUGGCUCGUGACCCAGACCUGCACAAGAAGAUCUUCGGGCCCGUCAACAGAAAGCAGUUUCAGGCCAUGAAGGAGAUCCUCUUGGCGGGCGACACGAAUCGCCUGGUCGCAGAGCUUACCUUUGUGCGAAUCAAUGAUCUAGCGGCUCCUCCGGAGCCCAUCAACCCUCUCAUGUACAUCGAGCCGUUUGUCGCCGUCCUGAUUGUAGUGAAUGGCAUCAUGAUUGGCUUUCAGACUGAUCGGACCUUCGAGGGAUGGGCCGGCUGGAAGUACAUGGAAGGCAUCUUGGCCUUUUUUCUUCUUCUGGAAAGCGCCAUGCGCUUGUAUUUGUCCGGCUUUCGGGAGUUUGCCUGCGGCCCCGACUGGCUGUGGAACUGGUUUGACUUCCUGCUGAUGUUGACCGGCAUCACGGAUGUCACCAUGCAGGCAGUGGGGGGCCUGGAUAACGACAUGUUCGCCUCCUCCCUUCUGCGCUUCUGCCGAUUGAUUCGGCUGGUGCGUGUGGUGAAAGUGUUCCGCUUGAAGUGCAUGAAGGAGCUGCGGCUCAUGGUGAAGGGCCUGGUGGCUGGGCUGCGGACGCUGCUGCUGGCUUUUGCCUUGCUGUUCGCGGUUCUAUACGUUAUCUCCGGCUUCGCGACCAUGACCAUUGGCCGGGACGCGAAGACGGAAGCCUUGGGCUUGUCCAGGUCCUUCGAAAACAUCCCGUCGUCAAUGUUCACAGCCUUCCGCUGCUUCUGUGGUGAGUGCAACUCCGUGCAAGGCACUCCCAUCCACGCAAUGCUCGCGGAAGAGUUUGGGAUCAUUUUUGUGGCAGGCUACGUGAUUAGCUACAUGCUUGUUACCAUGGGAAUUUUCAACGUCAUCCUGGCGGUUUAUGUUGACAUCACCAUGAGAGCUGCAAAGGAGACGGAGGCUACCACCUCCGAGCAACACGCGAGAGAGUCCAUUCGUAUUGCCCGGACCACACGAGAACUGCUGAAGAAGUUUGCGCAAGCUUACAGGGCAUUCUCGUACCACGACAACCAUCCCGAAGGGAAACCUGAGAUGCCGGCGAGCAAAACGACGAACUUCGAGUUGAACCAGUCCACCUCCACCUACACCGACGAGGAUAUCCAUGAUAUCGCGAUCACCAAAGAGUUGUUCUUGCUGGUCAUUCAGGAUCGCACGGUGCAAACGCUCAUGGACGACCUGGACCUACCUCCCGAUCGUGCCAACCUGUUUGAGGUGAUUGACGCCGAUGGCAGCGGCACCAUGGAUGUCACCGAGCUGGUCCAGGGGAUGCUCAAGAUUCGUGGAGAUGUCAAGAAGAGUGACACUGUGGCGACGUUACUGGCGACCAAGGCGCUUCAGGAGAUGGUUACGGACAUGCGCGAGGUCUUGGAUUCUGUGCAGAGGGACGUGCAGACCUUGCCAUCAGCGCGAGGGCUCAAGGAUUUGUGAGUUUGGAGCACCGCGCUUUAUAUAUAAGUAGGGCCAAUCCCAGCGCUCCCCAACCACCUGAAAACCAAGGCCGUUGGUUGAUUC